AAUUUCCAACCCUGCGAAAUACUCGAAACCGAGCCCUGAAAACACUUCCCAGACCUUCCCUUUCGUGAGAGGAAUCCAACGGAGGAAGAAUCGUUGAAAACGGUCGUGAAACGAGGGAGAAAACGCUCGCCGGAGUUUUCGCCGGAAAACUUUCCCGACAGAAAACGGAGGAGCAGGAGCCGCCGUCGCCGCCGCCAACCCUCCACCGGCCUUCGCCGUCUCGAGAGGAGUGCACCGCUACCCCGUUGGCCGUUUCCGACGAGGUGAUUAUUUAGAGACCGGAGUAGAAGAAGAGAAUUAGGAGCACCCGGACUAGAGGAAACAUGCCGCCAAGAAGAAAUCCCCAUGCGACCCCAACUGUUGAGGAGUUGGCUCAAACUAUUCAGCAGAUGGCGCAACACAUCGGAGCAGCUCAAACCCAUAACCAAGGGGUUGACUAUGCAGCGCGCGUAGCCGGAAGGAACCCCCCAAAAUACCUGGGGGAGAAGGAUCAUCUGAUUCUAGAAGACUGGAUCCGAACCUUCGACAAGCUCUUUGAUUCGCUCAACUGCCCGUUAGAGCAGCGGGUAAACAUAGCGGUGUACUACUUGCACCAAGAGGCGGAUCAUUGGUGGGCUGCCACCGGGACAACUCUGCUCGAGCAACCGGAAUUUUGUUGGGAAGACUUCAAGAUAGCCCUACGCGACCGUUUCUAUCCGGACCAUGUGAAAGAGGCAAACUAUGAUGAGUUUGUCAACUUCAAGCAAGGAGAUUUAACCGUCCAAGAGUACCACACGAAGUUUGUCCAAUUGGCCCGCUUCGCCAAAGAGCUGGUAUCUACUGAGGCCAGCAUGACCCGAAGAUUUGUGAAUGGGCUGAACUUUGGCGCCCAAAAGUUCGUAACCGUGGCAGAGCCGCGGAACAUGAAUGAGGCGUACCGGAAGGCCGGGAAGUACUACAUGGUACAUCAGAAGGAGAGGGAGGCGCAGAAGAGAGACCGGAAGAUUGCCGAGGUAGAACAGCAGCAAAAGAAGGCCCGAACUGACCGCCCAGAGCCAAGACAGAACAACCAAAACGGUAGAACCUUCCAAGGCCAGGGUCAGGGAAGGAAUCAGCCCGCUCAGGUACGGCACUACAAAUGCAAACUGUGCCCAAAUAACCAUCCCGGGAAGGAUUGUGCGGGAAAUGCGGUGAGAUGUUACAACUGUAAUCUCAUGGGGCAUCGGGCAUAUGAGUGCCGGAAACCUCCGAGCCAGGGUCAAGGCCAAGGGAACAACCAAACUGGGGGCGGGAAUAAUCACGCUAACAUCAACCGUGGUAAUCCCGGUAAUCGCCCAGUGGAGGCUAACCGAAACCAAGGCCCGGGAGGGCAAAACAAAACUCAAGGCCGCAUCUACGUCAUGAACCAGGCGCAAGCAAAUGCACACGAUGUGGUGACAGGUGAGGUUGAUUCUGUCGAUUGAUGAUUGCUUGCAUGGCCCGAGAGCGAGUUAGAAGCCGCCUUAGUUAUAGUAGUCAUGAAAUAACAUUUACUUUACAAACACUUUAUUUCUAUUAAAUUAUUUGUUAUGUUCUAGUUGCCUGUGCAUCCAGUUGAGAGAUGACCGGAUGUGGCGGUAACACCCAUUUCCCUUACUAAGACUUCCGA
Molecule: messenger RNA, 1627 nt
Organism: Cuscuta europaea
Lineage: Eukaryota; Viridiplantae; Streptophyta; Magnoliopsida; Solanales; Convolvulaceae
Source: the annotation of a GenBank genome assembly